Molecule: messenger RNA, 2090 nt
Organism: Oppia nitens
Lineage: Eukaryota; Metazoa; Arthropoda; Arachnida; Sarcoptiformes; Oppiidae
Product: poly(A) RNA polymerase gld-2-like
Exons: 6
Coding region: 218-2056 (612 amino acids)
Cellular component (GO): cytosol
Molecular function (GO): poly(A) RNA polymerase activity
Source: RefSeq, a predicted model, not a curated record
CAUAUAGUAGUCCUCAUUUGUUUGACAGACACUUUAGAGACCACUUUAACGGAGUUAAAGACAUUAUUUUAUAGUCAAUCAGUUUAUUAAUAUUAUUAUUAAAAAAUAAAUAUUUCUUUUUUUUCUUCAAUUUGUGAUAUCGCUAAUACAGUAUAAUUAAUAAUUAGUAGUAUUAAUUAUAAAACUGAUUUGACUGSUAUAUUAUUAUAUAACUACUAUGGCUUCUAGAAAUAUGCCCAACAAAAGAGAUCGGUUGUCGCGCGAGGUCUGGAAGUUCUUUGAAGACAACUGUCAAACGACUGAUCUGUUGACCCGUAAGAAYCGUUUGCGAGACGCMCUCCAAAAGAUAUUGACUCAAAACUUUGCCAAUUAUGACGUGCAAUUGUUUAUCGUCGGCUCGACAAACAAYGGUCUGGCCAGCAAUAAGUCUGACGUCGAUAUCUGUUUGGUAAUGAACGAAGCGAAUCCAGCAGCAACUGCUAGCGGUUCAGCCGCGACGACCGAUGACGACCAUAAACCGACGACUGAUUCGUUGGAUACGACAGCAAAAACGGUAGAAACGCCAAAAAGUCCCGAAAAGUCUGGUCAUGAAGAAGARGAAGCCAAUCCUAAAGUGGUCGUCGAUGAGGAAACAAAAGAGACUGACGGGGAAGUCAAAAAAGAGCCAAAGAUUAAGGACGUGGAUGUGGUGGUGGAGGAGGAAGAGGAGGAUGUGGUAAAGGAGGUAACUGAGCUCAAUACGUCCAUAAAGGAGGAGAAGAUAAAGGAAAUCUCCAACGAAGAAAAGGAGGACAAAGAGGACGAGUCAUCCAAAUUGAAUCAAACCAUCGACAGYAUUGAAGACACUAAUUCAGUGAACGGCUCGUCCAAUGAUCCGUCGCUUCCUGUACUGGAAAAAGUGCGGGAAGUUCUCAAAGGCUACAAUUUCGUACUCAAUAUGCAAAUAAUUAUGGCUAAAGUACCGAUCCUUAAGUUUGUGGACCGUAUAUCGGGUAUUGAAGUGACACUUAACGUCAACAAACUGGUAUCCAUACGYAACACCCAACUGAUCCACGACUAUACCAAAUUGGAUUGGAGAGUACAGCCACUGGCAAUGGUGGUCAAGGCCUGGGCCCGGGAUAAUGGCAUCAACGACGCCUACAACAAGUCCAUCUCGAGCUAUAGCCUGGUGCURAUGGUCAUCCAUUAUCUUCAAUACGCCUGUUCGCCGCCAGUAUUGCCAUGUCUCCAACAAUUGGACGCCGGACGCUAUCGGACUGAUUCUACCAUCCAGUCGCUCCGACAGACAGCCAAUCGGCGACCAAAACAAUGGAAAUCAGACAACACUUCAUCAUUGAAACACCUGUUGCUUGGAUUUCUUGAGUACUAUUCGUACAACUUUUGCUAUACAAAAGACGCUAUUAGUGUCCGAUUGGCUCACGUAUUGCCGAAACACAUUGUCCAGCGAUACAAAUCCGAUGAGAAUGCUUACGGCCAUUGGAAACUGUUGUCGAUUGAAGAGCCGUUCAAUCGGACCAAUACGGCCCGUUCGGUCUACGACGAUGUUAUCUUCGAGAGGAUAACCAGUGUCUUCCGGGUUAGCCAUUACACGUUGCGUCGAAUCCAGAAGUUAUCAUCGAUUAUGACAUCGGCCGGCAAGGGUAACGACUACGACAACGAUAUCAAUCAGUAUGUAAUGUCCAAAAAUGACCAAAAAUCGAGCGCCAAUGUCCACAAUAGCGGUGGUAGAGACGCCAUCGGCGGCGGCGGCAGUAGUGGUUAUGACCGUCAUCGCUCAGACAGUCAACGAAGUUAUCAACAACAGCGUUACGAUCGUUCAGAUAGUCAACAAAGUUAUCAACGUUACGGUCGCUCAGACAGUCAACGAAGUUAUCAACAACAACGCCGCGAUCGUUCCGAUAGUCAACGUAGUAUCGGUAGUCGUGGCCGACGCGGCAGUAUCCGACACGACAGCACAUCCGAUAAGAACAACAAAUCGGCGGCAGCCGCUGGCAGCAGUCGGACACCGCAGAAAAAGCCCGACGCUGGCCAACAUUAUCUGUCCACUACUGCCUAAACACACUGGUGUCUGAGGCUAUGACCGGAUAUUA